Gloeophyllum trabeum ATCC 11539 is the source of this 2113-nucleotide messenger RNA. RefSeq lists its product as uncharacterized. Lineage: Eukaryota; Fungi; Basidiomycota; Agaricomycetes; Gloeophyllales; Gloeophyllaceae. Gene Ontology annotation, cellular component: cytoplasm; spliceosomal complex. The record is from RefSeq and is a predicted model, not a curated record. The transcript has 10 exons. Bases 28 to 1968 code for a protein of 646 amino acids. Gene Ontology annotation, molecular function: protein binding. Gene Ontology annotation, biological process: mRNA cis splicing, via spliceosome.
GCCAAUCUCGCCAGCGACUGGAUCGCCAUGCCCCGAUAUCGCUCUCUCUCCCGGUCCCCUGUGAGGGACGACUACCACCGUAAGUCGUCCAAACAUGAUCACGACAGUAAGCGCCACCGCAGUAGAAGUGGCGAACGGGAAGAACCGUCGCGCAGAAGGACGAGAAGUCCCAGCGUAGAUGAUGACCGACGGGAGAAGAAGCGCAAGCGCGACAAGUCUGCGGAAAGGCGAGCCCGAAAGGAAGAAAAGAAGAAGCUCAAAGCCGAAGAGGAGGCCCGCCAAGUCGCCGAACUCAGUGUAUACAGCGCCACCGACAACCCAUUCCACGACGUGAAUCUUGGACAGCAGUUCCGAUGGCACAAAAAGCUGGAGAAAGAGAAGAAGCAGGGUCUCUCGCUUGCUGAAGUUGAGAGAAGGGAGGCUCUGAAGCGCCAGCAAGCGAAGGAGGAAUUGGAGCGAUUGAACAGGAGACGCGCCGAGCGCGAGGCGGAGCAGCGUCUUAGGGAGGAGGAGGAAGCGAGAAUGGCGAGGUUGGCCGAGUCUGCGCAGAUGGCAGAUUGGAUUGCGAAGGAUGGCGAAUUUCAGCUAGAGCAAGAGAGGAGACGGGCCGCUAUCAGGAUCAAGGAGAAGAGGGCAAAGGCCGUUGAUUUCUUGGCCUUGAAUCUCAGGUACAUUCGUCCGGUCAAAGACGACGAAGAGAAUGCAGACCUGGACGAGGGGCUGGAAAUUGAUCUCGACGAGCCAUACAACAUAUUCGACAGCCUCUCACCGGAUCAAGUUGAAGAGCUGCAUGACGACAUUGAACAUUAUCUGUCGCUCGAACAAGAUGAAGUGAACAUCGACUUCUGGACGAAUAUGAUGGUCGUCUGCAAAGACAAACUGGAUAGAAUAAAGAUAGACCGGCGCAUGGGAGUAGAGGCAGCUGCGGCUGUGGAGGCACAAGUUAAUGCCCUCCUCUCUGGGAAGUCCUACGACCAUCUGGUGGCCCUUCAGAAGUCCAUCCAAGCCAAGCUCACCAGCGGGGAACCGGUCGAUACGGAUUACUGGGAAAACCUUCUCAAGAAACUGCUGGUAUGGAAGGCGAAGGCCAAGCUGAAGAGUUUCCACGAAGUUGUCGUACGGAACAGACUGGAACAGCUCCGGAAACGUCAAAGAGACGAAGCCCUCCAAGCACAGGAAGAACUCUUGGCGGGCGUUGCUCACCGAGCUAUGGACAAUGAAGUUCCUGCUCCCUCAACUGCCCCGGCCGAGCGAGAGGCUGUCCCAGCAGAGGAGAUUGAGCCAUAUGACAGGUCUAUGAGCCCUCCCCUGAUCGACAUUACGACACUACCUUCUGAAGAGCGACAAAUUGAUAUUGUUACGCAGGAGGAGGACUUACGCGCUCUGUUCGAGAAGCGUCGUAGUGUGGCAGGCUCAAGAUUCAUCCCAAGAGCCUCCCGUCCCACCCCUGAAAUCCAGGAUGCGGAGGCACCCAGUGGUGCUGACCUGGCUUCUGAAGCCUUGUACCGUGCCGAGGCCGAACGGGAGCUGGACGAGGAAGAAGAACUAUUCAAUUUGGAAGAGAAUCUACCCACGCCUGCUACGUACAACUGGGAAGACAAGUACAGACCCAGAAAGCCGAGAUAUUUCAAUCGCGUGCAUACGGGAUAUGAGUGGAAUAAAUAUAAUCAGACGCACUACGACACUGACAACCCUCCUCCGAAGGUUGUCCAGGGCUAUAAGUUCAAUAUAUUCUAUCCGGAUCUCAUUGACAAGUCGAAGGCCCCGACUUACAAGAUCAUCAAGGAGCCCGGCAAUGACGAGACUGUUCUGCUGUACUUCACAGCAGGACCCCCAUACGAAGAUAUCGCAUUCAGGAUUGUAAACCGUGAAUGGGAGUUUUCUCAUAAGAGGGGUUUCCGCUGUAGUUUCGAUCGAGGUUGCCUGUCUCUUUGGUUCAAUUUCCGCCGUAACUUCUAUCGAAAGUAGGGCAUCCAGUAUGCUGCAUUUGGUCUGAUUGUAUCCUAUACUCUCCUGUUCAUCAUGUUUUUUUCCGGCAUAUUUAUCGCGCAAAAAGGUAGCAGCUUUGCAAAUGGCAUAUCGCAUCUCAGUCUAAGGAUCUCGUUGACAUAAG